This is a messenger RNA of Schizophyllum commune H4-8, 1263 nucleotides long. RefSeq lists its product as uncharacterized. Lineage: Eukaryota; Fungi; Basidiomycota; Agaricomycetes; Agaricales; Schizophyllaceae. Bases 1 to 1263 code for a protein of 420 amino acids. The record is from RefSeq and is a predicted model, not a curated record. The transcript has 3 exons.
AUGAUGUGCUGGCGCUCGACGUCCGCCCUCCUCACCAGCGACACCUCCACCUCUUCAGCAUCUGCCCUGUCGGCCAUGAGCGUAAUGACGAUCGACAACAAUGACGGCUGGAUCCUCUACAGCAGUGGCUGGACGACAAGCGGUUGCUCCAGAAUGGAUGGUGCUGAUGAAGCGGCGGCGAGCCUGCACUGCAUUGUUAGGUCGUCCAUGGACCGACCAGCCCUCGCCGUCUUCACCUUCAAUGGUACCGCUGUCCAAGUCUCUGGAUGGCAGAACUCGACGUCUCCGCGUAUGUCAAGGACGUUGUUCAGUGUGGACGAUGGAAAUCCUUCUUCCCCGUCAAGCACGGAACCAUACAUAUACCAAGCUACUUCUCUCUCGCCAGGCCGACAUACGCUAUUCAUCCAGGCCCAUGAGGGGUUCGCCCUCGAUCACAUCGAGUACGCCCCAAGCGCUACGGACAGCAGCGCUCCCUCAAGCUCGUCGGAUUGCGCGGUAGCCGCUGGCGCCAUCGAGUCAGGAAGCAACAGCGAUGCAGCUGCUCGGAUCGUAGGCGGCAUCCUCGGUGCGGCCAUCAUUGUCUUAUGCGCCAUCAUCGCCUUCUUGCUCUGUCUACGUCGGAAGGAGCGUAGAGAGGCCCGACGUGCUUCCCUCUCCGCUGUCCCCUUUGCCCGCCACCCACAGCUAAGGCGGACGCUCUCAGAAAAGCUCUAUGCCUUCGACGGUUCGCAGUCUUGCGUCCCCAAAUCGCCCACGCCGAGCUCCUCCUCGGAUCUCUCGAAGAACCUUCCCGCGUCCGACCCGUCGAAGUACCUUCCCUCAGUGCCGUAUGCGCCACCUCCCAAAGACUAUACGACCCCCAUACUGGGAUACGCGCCUCGUUAUACGACUCCUGCGCCAAAUGACACGCGACCAAUGAGGGUGCCCAAGCGUGCUCGACAAGGCUCUACCGCAGCAUCGCCCACGCCCGCGCGGCAGACCUCCAUGCCCGGCCACAUACGCCGAAGCUCGUCGGAGAAACGGCUCCCUCGCAAGCCGGCACCGGCAGUGCACGACGAUUACGGGCUGGUGCAGAGCAAUAGGUUCACCUCGACGCAUGCUGAUGACGGCGGCGUGCCGAAGGGCAGGGAGCAGUCAUUGUUUGGGCUAGCCCGCUCGGACACGCCGUUCUCAGAUACGGACACAGAGCUGCCGAAGUACUCGCUGCCGUCGCCGACGCAGGGUUACGGGUGGACGUCGGAGAAGGCAAAGGAGAAGAUGUAA